AUGGAUGAUCCUUGGGGCUCACCAUGGGCUUCCGCUCCCACUGAUUCUGUCCACGAGAAUGGCAGCCAUCCGCCACCAUCUCCUCCCAAGAGUCUGCUGAGCCCCCCUCCCAGAGCUUUCUUCAGCAGCAACACGAGCCAGCCAGUCCACGCGCACUCCCCCUGGGCCGACAACAGCUUUGGCGACUGGACAGGUUCUGCGCACGUCGACGACGCAGCUCCCACUUCAGCAUGGAACUCUUGGACCGCCGACUCGAGUCUCACUCCGCGAGCCGAGUCUCCUGCGAAACAAAGCCCUAUAGCAUGGCCGAGUAGUGCUGCCACAUCACCCGGCCUGAAACCCACCCUCAUCCGCUCACGCUCAUCCUCCGUCUUUCCCCAACAUUCGCCAGAUCCAUGGGCUGCAGAGUCGCCAUGGAACGACAGGAGCGACGCGCUUUCGAACGCUCCCGGCCAAACAGUCGUCGACAAUAUCCAACACGACCUCUCCGCCCCUACCCAAGUCGUUAUACAUGUUCAGCAGCCAAAUACAAACCCACCAGGCAACGAAAAUGAUGAGCAAGUCAUUGACGCCGACGACCAGGAUGGGCUAAAAUAUACCGGGCCAGCCGCUGUUUGCGAAAGUCCAGUCUUGGUCAGCAAUCUCACUGUUGAAGUGGAAGGCCAUGAAACUCCGUCCCGGCCCUCUUCCACCUUCUCAGUUGAGAGCAAUCAUGCUUUGGACCGCCAGGAUUCUCCAAUCACCUCAAUCGACGAAGAGUCCAAUGUUCGCCCUCGCUCUGCCACACGAAAGGUCUCAAACAAAAUCUCAGAGCUCGUGGGACUGUAUGAUGGGCUGGCCAAGGCUGCUACCAAAGAGCCCCAACUAUCAGAGAGGUCUGCGCCUGGGGGUGGCAGUCGAGACAGAAGCGCCAGUCUUUCUAUCAGCGCGAACCCUGAUGUCGAAAAUGGCACUGAGCAUUGCCAAGAUCCUCCCCAACAAAAUUUAGCCGAGGUGGACAAGACAAGAACUUCGAUAUCUUCGAACAGGUCCUCUACUCCCAAGGUCGUGGCCCACGAUAUUGCCAAGCGCAGCAGUCUCGACCACGGCUGCAAAGGCCCGGCCUUAGUGCCAAACGCUGCCUCCGUCCCGGUCCAGCAAUUAAUCGACAAGUUCGGUGCAAUAAAAUUCGAGCCAGAUGUGACACUGCUCGAAACGGCCUUCGCACAUGAUUUAGAUCUCAACCAACAGGAAAGUGAGUUCGGAGACACUCUUGUGUCUGACCGUAUUGUUGAGGAUAGUUUCCAAACCCUUGAAGAACGCAGGGCCUGGUAUCGCAUCUCAAGGUUCGGCUCAUCGCGGAAACACAACUCGGGCGAUGAGGAAAAUUACCACGCAGUGAAUUGGCAAACUUCACAGCUUCACGUCGAUGUCAUCAAAAUCGUUCGCAGGUGGAUGGAAGAGGAUUCUUUCUCCGGCAAGCCCACACUUGGUGGCAGUAAGCGCACGAGCGUCUUUAACUGGGACUCUUCAGCUGCCCCUGUCGGGCUUGACAAGAUAUUUGCCCGCCGAUCGCUGGCGGCACGUCCCAAAACACACUCGAUUGCCCCUCUUGGGCACACUCCAACAUCGUCUGUCGGUUCAUUGGGCAGUUUCUUGGAGGAGCGUAGAUCGUUUCAGGAAAUCGAUACCCUGAGCAGCUCAAGCGGUCCACCAACCGCUCUGGCUUCACCUGUUGCCAGCUUUGGCUGGAGUUCAGAGCCACGGCUUGUGUCAACUCUCGCAAUCUCAAGCUCAAACUCGAAUGGAACAGAAACAAAGGCAGCGAGCCAAAAUGUCCCGCCUGCCCUUCCUCUGUCUCCAAUCUCGUCACCAUUAUCGACUAUUCCGGCUGGGCAAACGAUUACGUUCGGACAGCAUGACGACGAUGACGACGAAUGGGGUGAAAUGGUCUUCUCGCCUACAGAGGAGAAUUUUACUCUGACGGAGGAUAGCCUUGAUCAACCAAAAGCAAUAUCGCAAACCUUGGCCUCGCCAAUCAUGACAGAAGCCCGGCCUGUUGUUGAAGAAAUUCAUCCCGUCUUUGAGGCUCAAAAUGCGGUCGUAACGGCGCAGCCUUCAACCUCCAACCACAACGAGCACCAUAAGAAAAACUCGGCUCCAUCUGGUAUUCCAGUACCUCAGAGCUUGUAUUUGGCACCUUCUGUAGCUUCGUCGAGCCUUUCGGUAGAUCCCUGGGCUUCUGCUGAUAUCUCUUUCUUUGAUACACCAGCAACGAAUUCCAAAUCGGCCACUGCCAGCUCUAACACAGUGGACGCCCCAUUAAGGAAACCAGCAACCACACAUUGCGAACCUCGAGAUAAACAUUCUUCAUCCACCAAUUAUAUAGCUCCUUCUCAAGUAGGAGUCACACUGGGUCCCAUCGAGAGCUCAGACAACGUAACAGCAACCGAAACAGUUCGACGAAUUUUACAGAACUUACCCGACCUCACGUACAUGUUACGAUGA
Molecule: messenger RNA, 2487 nt
Organism: Truncatella angustata
Lineage: Eukaryota; Fungi; Ascomycota; Sordariomycetes; Amphisphaeriales; Sporocadaceae
Exons: 1
Coding region: 1-2487 (828 amino acids)
Source: RefSeq, a predicted model, not a curated record